GUUCUUUUUAUAAAUAGGUGAAGAACAGAAAGUUGGUCACAAUCAUCAUCGUUUUCAACAAAAAAGAACCAAUCCCAGAAAUCAAGAAACUUGGAGGACGUCCGUGAAGAAUUAAAGCUGCUGGUUUAGAUCGAAGAAAAUUUGGAUUCUGUAAUGGGUUUGUCUUUAUCACUGUUAUCAUCAGCAUGGGAAGAAAUCUUGAACCAUAGCUUUCUAAUCUUGCCUUACGAACUCAAUCUGGGUUUAAAAGUUGAUGACACCUUCGACAACAUAUCGAAAUCGGAAACGAUAUCGAAAGAACCUGAUCGAGAUUCAUGUGAUGAUGAUCAAAGUAGAAGGAAUUCGAUCAGUUCUAAGAGAUCUCAUGAACCCUUAAAGAUAAUGCUAGAAACCACCCUUUCAUUCAAGAAUCUAGUUCAGGAUUUCAAGAAACCCGAACCCGACCACUUGAAUCUUAGAACGGAUCGUUUGCCGGCUUCUCCCGGACCCACGAUCUUCUUUUCCCCUCGACCUGUCAGCGAACUCAAUGCGGCUGCUACUACCGUUCAGAAGAUAUAUAAAAGUUAUCGAACACGAAGAAAUCUAGCAGAUUGCGCCAUUGUCGUUGAGGAGCUCUGGUGGAAGGCUUUAGAUUUUGCAGCUUUGGAUCGGAGUUCAGUUUCGUUUUUCAAUCUUGAGAAGCCCGAAACCGCGGUUUCACGGUGGGCCAGGGCUCGGACUAGAGCCGCUAAGGUCGGAAAGGGUCUAUGCAAGAAUGAAAAAGCUCAAAAGUUAGCCUUGCAACAUUGGCUUGAAGCUAUCGAUCCACGCCAUCGGUAUGGCCAUAAUUUGCACAUUUACUACGAUAUCUGGUUCAAAAGUGAAAGCAGUCAACCUUUCUUCUACUGGUUGGACGUUGGAGAUGGCAAAGAAAUAAACCUCGAAAAAUGCCCGAGGAUCCGUUUACAACGACAAUGCAUCAAAUAUUUAGGACCCAACGAACGGGAAUCAUACGAAGUGAUAGUUGAAAACGGGAAGCUCGUUUAUAGACAAAGCGGAUUGCUUUUGGAAACGAUCGAGGGUUCUAAAUGGAUCUUUGUUCUUAGCACAACGAAGAACUUGUAUGUUGGACAAAAGAAGAAAGGCUUGUUUCAACAUUCGAGUUUUCUAUCCGGCGGUGCCACCACUGCCGCCGGAAGAUUGGUCGCCCAUGGCGGCAUUCUUGAGGCUAUUUGGCCUUACAGUGGUCACUACCUUCCAACAGAAGAAAACUUCAGGGACUUCAUUAGCUUCUUGGAGGAGAACCAUGUCGAUCUCACCGAUGUCAAGAGAUGUUCGGUUGACGACGACGAUGUGGGCUUCUCAUUUAAGGUUACCCAAACCGAAACAAAGCCUAAACCGCUAGUAAUUCCGCGUCCGAGACCACAAGACAUUCUACGUGCACCUACUCAUGCUGAACGUACAAUCACAUUAACCGAUGCUCCAAUUUCACCUAGUCUUCAAGAAGCCGAUCGCAUGUCGUGCAAGUGGACUUCAGGAACCGGGCCACGUAUCGGCUGCGUGCGGGAUUACCCAUCCGAGCUUCAAUUCAUGGCCCUCGAAAAAGUUCAUUUAUCUCCACGUAUCAUUCCUGGGAAUUUCGGGCCGAUCCCAUCGCCCAGGCCGAGCCCGAAGGUCAGGCUCUCGCCUAGGAUUUCGUACAUGGGAAUCCCGAGUCCGCGGACCCCGAUCGCUACUAAUUGAGCUAACAAGUUCGUUUAACUCACUUUUCGUUUUUAACAAAAAGAAUAAAAACGCUAAAAUGGCGUAAACGAAUAGAAUCUCGAAUUCGGAUUCUAUUUAUUUUUUCAUUUUUUUUCUUGUCGACAUGUACCGGAUUCCUUUAUGCAUAGUGUUGUUGUACCCUACUUUUGAUGGCUGCUCCUUUUAUGCAGUUACAU
Molecule: messenger RNA, 1919 nt
Organism: Cynara cardunculus var. scolymus (artichoke)
Lineage: Eukaryota; Viridiplantae; Streptophyta; Magnoliopsida; Asterales; Asteraceae
Product: IQ domain-containing protein IQM1-like
Exons: 8
Coding region: 154-1722 (522 amino acids)
Source: RefSeq, a predicted model, not a curated record